Messenger RNA from Alternaria atra, 552 nucleotides. RefSeq lists its product as uncharacterized. Lineage: Eukaryota; Fungi; Ascomycota; Dothideomycetes; Pleosporales; Pleosporaceae. The record is from RefSeq and is a predicted model, not a curated record. The transcript has a single exon. The coding region runs from base 1 to 552 and encodes 183 amino acids.
AUGGACAUGGACGAAGAGGAAAACGCCGAUAUCGCAGCAGCCAUGGGCUUUGCAUCGUUUGGCGGCACCAAGAAACGGAAAUUCGACCACACCAACUCACCAAAAGCCAGGCCUGAUGUGAACGAUGCAAGCGGUGCCAACUCGACCAAGCUGGGUGUCAGGACGAAGAAGGUGGCAAGCGCAGAAGAUAUUGAUGCUGAAGACCUUUCCUCCGGCUUCGUGCACCAAGAAGCGCAAGCUCAGAGUAAUGCGCCGAGUAGAUCGAAGACGAACCAGAUAGCAGAUUCAGGUCUUGCCAGUUUCCUAGCUCGUGGUCAAGAUCUGCCUGAACACGCGCCCACUACCGAGAGUGCUUCCAGGCUGGCAGCUCCUGUCGAUCAGCCUGUUGCGGAGAUGAUAUCGUUCGGCGGUCCAUCGAUUUCUAGAGCCGGGUUGAAUGCGCUGCGCAACGGCGUUAGAACGGAUAAUGGUGAUACAGCCUAUUUUCUACCCAGCUUCGUUGAGGAUCCUUGGGCGAAGCUGAGAAAAGGUGGAAGCGUUACCCAAGCAUAG